Messenger RNA from Cynocephalus volans (Philippine flying lemur), 645 nucleotides. RefSeq names its product killer cell lectin like receptor K1 (gene KLRK1). Gene Ontology annotation, biological process: positive regulation of natural killer cell mediated cytotoxicity. The record is from RefSeq and is a predicted model, not a curated record. Gene Ontology annotation, cellular component: external side of plasma membrane. NCBI's taxonomy places the organism in Eukaryota, Metazoa, Chordata, Mammalia, Dermoptera, Cynocephalidae. Gene Ontology annotation, molecular function: signaling receptor activity. The transcript has 6 exons. The coding region runs from base 1 to 645 and encodes 214 amino acids.
AUGAGUAAAUCCCAUGAUUAUAACUUUGAACUGGCAAAGCGUGAUACCUCUACACGACAUCAAAAGCAAAGUUUUACACCAGUCACAAGCAAACGUAGAGAACAAAGAUUUACACCAGCUACAAGCAAACGUAGAGAAAACUCAUCUUCAUUUUAUCUCAGCCGUUUCAUCGCUGUGGCUAUGGGGAUCCGUUUCAUUGUUAUGGCAAUGAUAUGGAGUGCCAUAUUCAUACACUCAUUAUCCAACCAAGAAGUUCCAGUUUCUUUGAAAGGUAAUUACUGUGGCCCAUGUCCUAAAAACUGGAUAUGUUAUAGAAAUAACUGCUAUCAAUUUUUUAAUGAGAAUAAAAACUGGUACCAGAGCCAAGCUUCUUGUAUGUCUCAAAAUUCCAGCCUUCUGAAGAUUUACAGCAGAGUGGAACAGGAUUUCCUUAAAUUGGUGAAGUCAUAUCAUUGGAUGGGACUAGUGCAAAUUCCAACAAAUGGAUCCUGGCAGUGGGAAGAUGGGUCCUUUCUCUCGCCCAGCCAACUAACAAUGAUUGAAAUGCAAAAUGGAACCUGUGCAGUCUAUGGCUCAAGUUUUAAAGGCUAUACAGAAAACUGUUUAAAUCCAAACACGUAUAUCUGCAUGCAGAGGAUUGUAUAA